GGCGGCAGCUCCAGGAGGUCCGGCCGUGAGCGUGACCUCACUGGGAGGGGCCAGCGCGGCGGCCUGGGCGCCGAGCCGAGCGCAGAGAGCGCAGCGCCGGAGCGGAGCUGGGACAGCGCAAGCCGUGGACCCGAUGGAGCGGUACAAAGCCCUGGAGCAGCUCCUGGCAGAGCUGGACCUCUUCCUCAAGAUUCUGGACCAGGAGAACCUGAGCAGCACCGCCGUGGUGAAGAAGAGCGGCCUGGCAGAGCUCCUCCGGCUUUACACCAAGAGCAGCAGUUCUGAUGAGGAGUACAUUUACAUGAACAAAGUGACGGUCAACAGGCAGAUUGCUGAGUCUCAGGACAAAGUGCCUGAGGAGCAGGGCCCGCUGAGCAAUGGGGGACCUGGCCAGCACACCUUGGCCCCUCAGAAGAGCCUUCCAGACCUCCCGCCACCCAAGACAAUUCCAGAACGGAAACAGCCUGCCGUCCCCAAGAUCGAGUCUCCAGAGGGUUACUAUGAAGAGGCCGAGCCAUACGACACGUCUGUCAACGGCCAUUCUUGCAGAUCUCUCCCUCCUGGAGUCCCCAGAUGGGUGCAGGUGCCUGAAGGAGUCAUUUACGCCACGAUCACCUUGGAGGACGGCGAGGCCGUGAGCAGCUCCUACGAGUCCUACGAUGAAGAGGAGACCAAGGGCAAGGCCGCACUCUACCAGUGGCCCUCCCCAGAGGCCAGCAUCGAGCUGAUGCGGGACGCCCGCAUCUGCGCCUUCCUGUGGCGCAAGAAGUGGCUGGGCCAGUGGGCCAAGCAGCUCUGCGUGAUAAGGGACACCAGGCUCCUGUGCUACAAAUCCUCCAAGGACCACAGCCCUCAGCUAGACGUGAACUUGCUGGGCAGCAGCGUCAUUCACAAGGAGAAGCAAGUGCGGAAGAAGGAGCACAAGCUGAAGAUCAUGCCCAUGAACGCCGAUGUGAUUGUGCUGGGCCUGCAGAGCAAGGACCAGGCCGAGCAGUGGCUCCGGGUCAUCCAGGAGGUGAGCGGCCUGCCUUCCGAAGGAGCCUCCGAGGGAAACCAGUACAUCCCAGAUGCCCAGCGCCUGUGCUGUCAGCGGCCAGAUAUAGCUGAAAAGUACCUGUCUGCUCCAGAAUACGGAAGCUCCACAGACAGCCACCCUGAGGUCCCAGAGACCAAAGACGUCAAAAAGAAAUCUUCUGCUGGCCUCAAACUGAGCAACCUAAUGAACCUGGGCAGGAAGAAAUCCACCUCGCUGGAGCCCCCAGAGAGGUCCCUGGAGACAUCUAGUUACCUGAAUGUUCUGGUGAACAGCCAGUGGAAGUCACGCUGGUGCUCUGUCAGGGACAGCCACCUGCACUUCUACCAGGACCGGAACCGCAGCAAGGUGGCCCAGCAGCCCCUCAGCCUGGUGGGCUGUGAGGUGGUCCCAGAUCCCAGCCCCGACCAUCUCUACUCCUUCCGCAUCCUCCACGGAGGGGAGGAGCUGGCCAAGCUCGAGGCCAAGUCUUCUGAGGAGAUGGGCCACUGGCUAGGCCUCCUGCUGUCCGAGUCAGGCUCCAAGACAGACCCAGAAGACUUCACCUACGACUACGUGGACGCCGAGAGAGUCUCCUGUAUCGUGAGCGCCGCCAAAACCUCUCUCCUCCAAAGCCUUGCAUCCUGGCGAGUCCACCCCCUGUCCUGGGUGCCUAGCGCAUGCUGUGUCUGGCCCGUGUCUUCCAGACUGAUGCAGAGAAAGUUCUCAGAGCCCAACACUUACAUCGACGGGCUGCCCAGCCAGGACCGCCAGGAGGAGCUCUAUGAUGACGUGGAGAUGUCAGAGCUGACGGCCACGGUGGAACCCGCGGAGGAAGCCCCCGCUGCCGCAGAUGCCCCCUCUGAGAGUGAGCUUGACCGAGUGUACCUGGACCUCACGCCAGUCAAGUCCUUCCUGUACAGCUCCGGCGCAGCCCAGGCUCAGGCCUUCUUCCCCCCGUCUCCACCCUUCGAUGAUCCAGCUGAGGCCCUCCCUGCUGAGCCAGGCCUGGCCCCAGAUGAGCCCUGCACCAAGUCUGCAGAGAACCCAGAGCAGCAGAGGCAGCUGGAGAGCCGGGAGCCCGAGGAGCCUUCCCCGAGAAUCCCCACAGUCAAAUUCCAGCCCGAGCAGCAGAGAAUCUCCUUCCCACCAAACUGCCCCGAUACUGUGGCUGUCACCCCAGCUAGCGCCAGCCCACCUGUGAAGGACAGGUUGCGAGUGACCAGUGCAGAAAUCAAACUUGGCAAGAAUCGGACAGAGGCUGAGGUGAAGCGGUACACAGAGGAGAAAGACAGACUCGAGAAGAAGAAGGAAGAGAUCCGGGGGCACCUGGCUCAGCUCCGGAAAGAGAAACGGGAGCUGAAAGAGACCCUGCUAAAGUGUGCGGACAAGGGAGUCCUGGCCAGCUUGGAACAGAAGCUGAAGGAAAUUGACGAGGAGUGUCGGAUAGAGGAGAGCAGGCGUGUCGACCUAGAGCUCAACAUCAUGGAGGUGAAGGACAACCUGAAGAAGGCUGAGGCUGGGCCCGUGACACUGGGCACCACUGUAGACACUACCCACCUGGACAACAUGAGCCCUCGUCCCAAAGCUACCGCCGCCGCCGCCUCCACCUCUCCCCCAGACUGCACCCCAGUCAACUCUGCAACCGCCCUCAAGAACAGGCCUCUUUCUGUCAUGGUCACAGGCAAGGGCACCGUCCUCCAGAAAGCCAAGGAAUGGGAGAAGAAAGGAGCAAGUUAGGAAACGAACAUCAUCUAAAGACUUUUGUGUCAUUGGGACCUUGGCGACAAUCCUGCUUUGGUAAAGUCUUCACUGAAACAGCGACUCUGAGAAAGGGUGAGUCUGUUUGGAAGAAAAAGCCAGGACUCGGGUACUGUGAAUGGAAAGCUUGGUUAAGAGUUGGCUCUGUCCCUUUUUGAUGAAAAGUGAUUCUCCAAGUAUUCAUACUGACCAGCAAAUAACAACAGGGGAGCAAAUCCAAAAUAAGGCUUCUUUGGAGACUGGAGUCUAUUGGCUGUAAACAAGACAUUGUAUUAGGGAUGUUCUGUUUCUGGUUUUUUAUCAAGUGUUUUUAGUGAAAAGUUUCUGGUGAUUAAACUUUGGGGUAGAAGAAAAAUUGAGUUAUCAGGACCCUGUCCCCCUGGCUUUGGUGACUGAGAAGACCUGAGCGCCAUUUCCAAUGCCAACAGAGUUGGGGGUUAAACCGCCCUUGCCUUCAAGUUUGAUCUCCAGUGUGAUUGUGGGCCCAGCUCAGUCUCUAGUGAUUUUAAACAGCAUCAGUACCACUUGCAGUAUGAAUUUUAAGAAACAGUAGCUGAGAGAAAUAUUUGGGAUCCAGCUGAGGCACUGAUCCCACCAAGGGUCUUCGUUCUGGUCCAAGGCAGCCCUGAAUCAACUGCCUUUAAAUAAAAUUGUGAUACUGUAUUGUAUAGAAAUGUUUAAAAUCCCAUCGUUUAGAACAGUGAAAAGUGUUUUUCGAGAUCUGACUUUUUACAUGACUAUAGAAAAAAAUUAUCCUAUGUUUACAGAUUCAGUCCUAUAGUCAGGCCAUUUUGAACAGGAGAAUUAUUUAAUAUGAUGCUCUGUUAGUUCCUGUGUUGAAGUUCUGUUUAAAUUUCUAGUUACCUUGCAAGAAAAAAAAGUGGUGAAUUUCGGUUAGUAUAGUGUGGCUCUUCCUUGUGCUGUGAUCUCAUUGUUAACACAGGUUGAAACAUUUCAUCUAUACCCCGCCUUAGUUCUCUAACCAUGGUUCCUGAGAGCUAAAAGUCUUUUUAAAAAAAUGUAUUGUCUUUCUAAUCCCAGGGCAUUUAUUUCCCAUGUCAUAAACACUUGGUGACCUGAACCAAGUGAGUUAGUUCUUUUUGUUUUUUAAUAAAAUGGUCAUUGUAUUUCA
Ictidomys tridecemlineatus (thirteen-lined ground squirrel) is the source of this 3905-nucleotide messenger RNA. NCBI's taxonomy places the organism in Eukaryota, Metazoa, Chordata, Mammalia, Rodentia, Sciuridae. The record is from RefSeq and is a predicted model, not a curated record.